This is a messenger RNA of Bipolaris victoriae FI3, 2883 nucleotides long. RefSeq lists its product as hypothetical. Bases 1 to 2883 code for a protein of 960 amino acids. The record is from RefSeq and is a predicted model, not a curated record. The transcript is spliced from 6 exons. NCBI's taxonomy places the organism in Eukaryota, Fungi, Ascomycota, Dothideomycetes, Pleosporales, Pleosporaceae.
AUGGCUGUGCCUACGACACCAGAAGGGCUUCCUCUGGACGAUCGUUCAAAUGCCAUCAAGAUACCACUUAUUGUAUUGAUUGUAUUCAGCUCCAUCUUCGUUGCAAUUCGACUGGGCAUCAAUUGGAGGAACAGGAAUUUCUUUCUUCUCACAGAUCAUUUGCUAUGGACUGGACAUGUAGUAGCUAUAGCAGGCGGUGCAUGCUGCUACAAAAUGGCUGAAUACGGUGGCGGAAAGCACGUCUGGGAUCCAUUCAUGACACCACAACGCCUGGAAAAACAACUCUACUAUGUUUGGCUGAGCCAGAUACUCAAUCUCUACGGAAUGGCACUGGUCAAGCUUAGUGUCUGCGCCUACAUUUUCAUGCUCGACUUUUCCAAGACCUUUCGCAUCAUGAUCUGGAUCUCGAUUGUUGUGCAUGUGGGGAUCAACUUUGUGUUUCCCACGGUGGUUUUAUUCGGGGAAUGCACGCCCUACUCCAAGCAUUGGGACGUGACGGGAACCAAGCCUGGUUCAUGUUGGGGAUCAAAGCCGAGGGUUAUCUCGGGCUACUCUGGAGCAGCAGUCAACAUUGCGACGGAUUUGCUGUACACAAUGGCGCCUUUGGUGUACAUUUCGCGGGUUCAGCUUUCGAAGCGCACAAUCUGGGGUGUCCGCGCAGUCUUUCUCUGCGGUCUUGUGACAACAACAAUCUCCGCAUUAAAACUACACGAAAUGAAGGCGCUGGCCAACACCAAAGACCCAAGCUUCGAAUCUGUCAACCUGAGCAUCUUUGCCUCAGCCGAAGUCUUCGUCGGCGCAUUCACCGCUUCACUACCCCCACUACGGAAAACAUUCGAAAACUUCUUGCGCAAGAUCCUUCCCACCAGCAUCACCGGCUCCUCAGGCAAAGGCUCAAAAGUAUCCCGUCAAAGCUACAUGCUCGACGACAUGGAGGCGCGGUCGACUGCCAAGUCCUGGCCGGGCAAACCGGAAACAGAUGGCGACAGCGAGUUGGGCAUACUACCUGAUGAAGGAAUCGCAAGGCCAACAAAUAGCUCCGACCAAGCAAUUACGAAAACCACACACGUCACCGUGACAGAAGACGACCGAAGUGCGAUUUCACGGCAUCACACCCAUGCCCUGCAUAACCGAGGUCACCAUCAAAUCAUCGUUGAAACCACUCCCUUCUCCAACAUCUCUCUAACCAACCAACCAACCAACCAACCAACCUUUUCUUUUACUAACCCAUACAACCCAUUUCGCGUCAGAAUGUCGACGUCAAUUCCAUACACCGUCUCCCUCUCCUUCCGCGGCUACGCCCAAGGCCGCACAUUUCAUGAUCCGCAAACAGGGCUCCCGCAAUGCCACUAUUUCGGCGGCAUACCUUACGCGCUCCCUGCGCAACGCUUCCAGCGCGCGAAACCGCUGCCGCCGUGCUAUCGCUACGGCACGCAGGUUAACCCAGGGGUGUUUGACGGCGCCUGUGGAGUGUGUCCGCAGCCAGCGUCUGGACCGGGGAAAGAGGAUCAAGUCGGAGAGGAAGACUGUUUGCAGUGUAAUGUUUGGGUUCCGAGCGGUGAGGUACCAGUGGGAGGUCAUUUAGGCUGGCCAGUGCUAUUUUGGAUUCACGGCGGCUUCCUCCAAUGGGGCACCCCCAACGGCCUCGAUCUCCGGUCUCUCCUCUCCGACUCGCCCACGCGCUGCAUAAUCGUAGCCCCCGCGUACCGCCUCAAUGUAUUUGGGUUCUUGGGUUCACGUCAGCUCGAUGACGCGUGCGGUGGCGGUAGCGGUAGCGGCGAGUACGAUGCUAACGUAGGGUUCUGGGAUCAGCGGCUAGCGCUGCAGUGGACUCACGAGAAUAUCGCGUAUUUUGGGGGUGACGCGGCGAAUAUCACGCUAGGUGGUUACUCGGCUGGCUCGCAUUCUGUGUUCCAUCAGUUGUCGUAUGACUUGGGGUUGCCCGCGAGCAAAGCGGUAGUGAAGAGGGCCAUGAUGCUGUCGAAUGGGCCGGGGAUGCAACCAAAGAGCUUGGACGAGGCGCAAGAUCAGUUUGAAGAGCUGAUGCGGGUUUUGAGGAUCGAUGCCGGAUUGGGGCCCGCGGAGCAGCUGGGGAGGCUAAGGGCGGUGCCGGCUAGUGAGAUUGUCAAGGCGAGUGGGAAGAUGAAGUUGCAUCAGUUUCGCGCGGUGACGGAUGGAGUGUUUGUUCGCCAUGGGUUAUUGGAAGAGCUGUCCAAUGGUGUAUACGCCCAACGAAUGAAGCGGCGCAAUAUUCAGCUCAUCAUUGGUGAGUGCAAAGACGAGCACUUCAUGUACGGGACUUGGCGCCCGCCUCAGCCAGGCUACACUUACAUGCUGCACCGCCUCGAAGCCGACUAUCCUCGGGAAGCUUGUAAGGUACUGAUGUCACAUUACUUUCCUGGCCGGAAGCUUCCAUCGCGAUUUAAGAGCUGGCAGGAGGCGUUUGGCCACAUCUACGCUGAUGUGCAGAUUCACGCGCUACGACGGGGAAUGGUGAAUGCGCUUGUAGAACAUGGAGCCGGCAGUCUAAUUCACAGAUAUCGCAUCGAGUGGCGUGCACGGUGCGUGGACAAUGAGCUUCCCAGCCAUUUUGGCGUCACGCACGGGUCUGACAUUCCCAUCUGGUUCUGGGGCAAUGGCAGCGACUUGACUGAGGAGGAAAAGCAGAUUGCAGCACGGGCAUUUCAUCACCCGCUGAGUAAGUUUUUAAGGGGAGAGGAUAUGGAGUGGGGGACGGAGCAUGCGAUGCAAUUGCGGACGUUGAAGAGUGAUGGUCGGGUUGUAGUUGAAGAAGAUACGAGGAUCGAAGAAGGUCUCAGGCUCUGGGAUGCACUGAAGAAAGUUGGUGCGACGGGUGAGCCGAAGGAAUCAGCAAGGCUUUGA